Owenia fusiformis is the source of this 1374-nucleotide messenger RNA. NCBI's taxonomy places the organism in Eukaryota, Metazoa, Annelida, Polychaeta, Sabellida, Oweniidae. The record is from the annotation of a GenBank genome assembly.
CAGAAAGCUCCUUAGAAACAGAAAAUCUUCAGAAUGAACAAUGAAAACAAUAAAACUGCUCAUUGGGCACAUAUUUGACGAUACGUGAUGUAUCCAAGGCAGGAAGGGGCGCCAAUUGGUGGAGCCCCGUCCUUGCGGAAUCAACCGCUCACACUACAUGUACAGGAUGGUGCUCCACAGCACGUCGGACUACAAUCACUGUCGACGCUUGAACGCCAACAUAGAGCAAAAAUACGUUGUUCGGUGCAGUUAGUGUUUGCCGGAGUAUUUUUAUUGAUUGGUGGUAUCGGAUUGACUUUCUUUCACGCAAUUGUCUUGUCGGGUGAAGAAGAGGAAGGGGCGGAUGUAGAAGAGGAAGGGUCGGGUUUUGGAGAGGAAGUGGACAUUUUUUCAGCGUUUCAAAUAAUAGGACCAUUUCUAAUUGGAAUCGGGCUUAUAAUGUCGCUCAUCGGAAUUUUUCUUUACAAUAAGGCAAAACGUGAAUCCGUCAUUACUGCAGAGCGUCAACGUGAGCAGUCUGACACUUCAAACAUGGACUCCCAAUCAGCACCGCCGACAUUGUCAAAUCAGGGUUGGCGACCAGGGUUACAGCCUUUGAACGCGCCACCAUCUAUUUCAGGUACGACGUAUGCAACACCGCCACAUCCAGGUACUACUUUUCCAGGACCGCCGCAUGCUGGUAUUACUUUUCCAGGACCGCCACAUUCAGGACCGCCACCUCCAGGUACUACUUUUGCAGAACCGACACUUCAAAGUACUCAAAUUCCUGCUAACUUGGCAUCUCCAGGCCCACCACUACCCCCGGGCCCACCUCCACCCCCAUAUGUGCCGCCACCUCCAUAUUCAAGUGAACUACGGGGACAAGGCGUGGAAUAUAGAGGGAUAUCUGGAGCGGGACAAUCUGCAUUUAAGACCUAAUUAAAAACAUAGAAUUUAGAACAUUUGAAAAAGGGACAAUGAUACCUUUUGUGAAAAAAAACAUUUCGUGGCCAAUGUAUACAAUUCGGGGAAAUGCAAAAGUUAUUUUUUCAUCUUACAGUCUCAAGGAUCCAAAUGAAAUGACUGUUAUCAGUUCUCUCGGUUUUAUCAUGAUUUGAUAUAUAUUUAUAAUAAUAAAAAUGCAUUACUUCAACUCAACACCUCCUUUUCUCAUGGUGCUGAUUUGCAUAUUUAUAUUCGUCUCAUGCUGUGGGUCCUCAAUGAUUUCACGCAUAGAAACACUGUCGAUGUUGUAGUUUAUACUCGCAUGGACAGGUUGGAGGAAGAUGUAGGCAGAAGCUAUAUCUGUAAAAAUAGUACAUGUAGUAAGAGAAAUAUGAAACUGUUUUACUUCAAAUCAGACUCCAAUACAAAUUACAGUGUAAAUAAUUCAAC